This is a messenger RNA of Cladophialophora bantiana CBS 173.52, 1323 nucleotides long. RefSeq lists its product as uncharacterized. The record is from RefSeq and is a predicted model, not a curated record. Lineage: Eukaryota; Fungi; Ascomycota; Eurotiomycetes; Chaetothyriales; Herpotrichiellaceae. Gene Ontology annotation, biological process: biosynthetic process. Gene Ontology annotation, molecular function: transferase activity. The transcript is spliced from 3 exons. Bases 1 to 1323 code for a protein of 440 amino acids. Gene Ontology annotation, cellular component: cytoplasm.
AUGUUGAGAGUUCCAUCUCGCCAAAAGGCCACGGGCCCCCAGGCUGUUACCAAGGCCGUCAUUUUGGUCGGAGGUCCUUCUCGAGGCACACGGUUCCGGCCAUUGAGUCUCGAUGUCCCAAAGCCUCUCUUCGAUGUUGCCGGCCACCCCAUCAUCUGGCACUGCCUGAAGGCGGUCUCCAAAGUACCAGACAUCAAGGAGGUUAUCCUCAUUGGCUACUACGAAGAAAAUGUCUUCCGUGACUUCAUCAAAGACUCCUCGCGAGAGUUCCCUCAGUUCAAGAUCCAGUACCUGCGCGAGUACCAGGCCCUCGGCACUGCUGGCGGUCUCUAUCACUUCCGUGAUGCCAUCCUGAAGGGCAGACCCGACAGAUUCUUCGUGCUGAACUCGGAUGUCUGCUGCUCCUUCCCCCUCGAGGCCAUGUUGAAGCUGUUCGAGGAGAAAGACGCCGAGGCGGUCAUUCUUGGCACUCGCAUCAGCAACGAUGCCGCUACCAACUUUGGUUGCAUUGUGUCCGAUUCCCACACGAAACGCGUCCUUCACUACGUCGAAAAGCCAGAGAGCCACAUCUCCAACUUGAUCAACUGUGGUGUCUAUCUCUUCGCCACCGAUGCCAUCUUCCCUUCCAUCAAGAGUGCCAUCAAGCGGAAGACCGAGCGCCCCCGAAUGAUCUCCUACCCUUCAUCAGAGAACCUCGAUUCGUCUUUCAUGGCCGACCCCGAGGAAGAUGGAGAAAGGAACGAGGUCAUGCGCCUCGAGCAGGACAUCCUACCUGAUCUGGCUGACAGCAACCGCUUUUUCGUCCAUGAAACCAAGGACUUCUGGCGUCAGAUCAAGACAGCUGGUUCCGCAGUUCCGGCCAACGCCUUGUACCUGCAGAAAGCUUUCCAGUCGCAGUCAGAAGAGAUUACUCCUCCGUCUGCGAGCAUCGUCCCCCCUGUCUUCAUUCACCCUACGGCCCAAGUCGACCCCACAGCCAAGUUAGGGCCAAAUGUCUCGAUUGGUCCCAAGGCCAUCAUUGGGGCAGGCGCACGUGUCAAAGACGCCAUUGUUCUCGAUGAGGCCGAGAUUAAGCACGAUGCCUGCGUUCUCUAUGCAAUCAUCGGCUGGAAUAGCCGUGUGGGAGCCUGGGCCAGGGUGGAAGGCACUCCCACGCCUGUCAGCAACCACAAUACCACCAUCAUCAAGAACGGCGUUAAGGUCCAAAGUAUUACUAUUCUCGGCAAGGAAUGUGGUGUGGGUGAUGAGGUCCGGGUUCAAAACUGCAUCUGCCUGCCGUACAAGGAGUUGAAGCGCGAUGUUGCCAACGAGGUCAUCAUGUAG